Molecule: messenger RNA, 1921 nt
Organism: Capsicum annuum
Lineage: Eukaryota; Viridiplantae; Streptophyta; Magnoliopsida; Solanales; Solanaceae
Product: UDP-glucuronate 4-epimerase 2
Exons: 1
Coding region: 501-1730 (409 amino acids)
Source: RefSeq, a predicted model, not a curated record
GUGAUGGAAAUGAGAAAAGGGACAAGACUACACCCUUACGGUCAAUUUGGUGAGAAAAGAUAUUUAAUUUAUCUCCGUGACGAUGAUGUACGUACGGUCUCAGACUUGCAAGUUUCAUCCUAACCUCUUUUCCCCCUCUUAACGGUUGUUUUCUCCCCCUCUCUCUCAUAUUCUUCUCUCUUUUCCACAUGUACAGAAACAAACCCCCACUCUUCUUCUUUUGACUCAUUUGCACACGAUAUUCCUCUAUUCCUCCCCCUUCUCUUUCUCUCUUUCUGUUAAUAAUAUUCCUCACCCGCUUUUCAAGAAAUACCUAUAUUAUCCUUUCCCAUAUUAUAGUUCCUACCAUUCACUUUUGAAUUUCAAAUUUCAGCCCCCAUUUUAUGUUGUCAAGAUUUUUCUCCAUGUUCUCGGAGAAUGAAGCAUUUCUUGUUGUUGUAGAUUGUAUAUUCGUACUGCCAAUUUAGCCAUCAAUUGUGUGAGAGAGCGGAAAAAAAAAAAUGAACAUGGACAAGCACCGGAGAUGGACAUAUUCAAUAACGAAGCUUGUCUUUUGGACCACCCUUUUUGCAGGUACCCUUCUUUUCAUGUGUUUCCACUCUCAUCCUCCGUCUGGUUCUCAAACCGUUUAUCCCAAAGUGAAAUGGGAUGGGAACCCACAAUGGGAAAAGCGGGUAAAACUUUCUGCCCGUUCACGUUCCGGUCAUUUCUCCGUACUUGUUACCGGCGCCGCCGGUUUCGUUGGGUCCCAUGUCUCCGCCGCCCUCAAACGCCGUGGUGAUGGCGUCGUUGGACUCGACAAUUUCAACAGCUAUUACGACCCGUCGUUGAAAAGAGCCCGUCAGAAACUGUUGGAAGAGAAAGGGGUUUUCGUCAUUGAAGGAGAUAUCAAUGAGAAUAAACUGCUUAAAAAGCUUUUCGACAUUGUUGCAUUUACCCACGUAAUGCAUUUAGCUGCACAGGCCGGCGUUCGUUACGCGAUGAAGAAUCCUGGUUCUUACAUCCACAGCAAUAUAGCAGGUCUCGUUAGCCUUUUCGAGGCCUCCAAAUCGGCUAAUCCGCAACCUGCAAUUGUUUGGGCAUCAUCCAGCUCUGUUUAUGGGCUGAAUACCAAAGUACCCUUCUCAGAAAAAGAUCGAACGGAUCAACCAGCGAGUCUAUACGCCGCCACAAAGAAGGCUGGUGAAGAGAUUGCACAUACGUACAAUCAUAUCUAUGGUCUUUCGAUUACAGGGUUGAGAUUCUUCACUGUUUAUGGACCGUGGGGACGGCCAGAUAUGGCGUAUUUCUUCUUCACAAAGGACAUACUAAAAAGAAAGGCGAUUUCGGUUUUUCAAGGUUCAAAUAACAAAAGUGUAGCAAGGGAUUUUACCUACAUUGAUGAUAUAGUGAAAGGGUGUUUAGGGGCAUUGGAUACAGCAGAGAAGAGCACAGGAAGUGGUGGAAAGAAGAAGAAAGAUGCGCAAUUAAGAGUGUUUAAUUUGGGGAAUACUUCACCAGUUCCGGUUACCAAGUUAGUUAGCAUAUUAGAGAAAUUGCUCGAGGUAAAGGCUAAAAGAAAUGUCUUGCCAUUGCCAAGAAAUGGGGAUGUGAUGUUUACUCAUGCUAAUAUCAGUUAUGCGCAAAAGGAAUUUGGAUAUAAACCAACUACAGAUUUGCAGAUGGGACUACAGAAAUUCGUUAAUUGGUAUCUUGAUUACUAUUCAAUUAGUGAAAAGAAGACUUAUUGAUUUAGAUGCGUACCACGAGGAAUAUAUCAAAAGCUUGUAUAUAAGCGUUUUAAUUUUUUGUUGUUACUUUCUUUUUUCUUGGAUAAGCUGUAUUAAUUACUUUCAGUUAGGGGGAUUCAUCAUGCUAAUGAUCUCACAGUGUUAAUGAACUGCGGUUCCAUCAAAAUGUGCUUCCAUUUUUUCAUGUCUUC